Oryzias latipes (Japanese medaka) is the source of this 4272-nucleotide messenger RNA. It is a transcript of the gene rrp12, whose product is annotated as ribosomal RNA processing 12 homolog. NCBI's taxonomy places the organism in Eukaryota, Metazoa, Chordata, Actinopteri, Beloniformes, Adrianichthyidae. The record is from RefSeq and is a predicted model, not a curated record.
CAUGUGACGUCAUCUGCGAGCGACGGGCAGUCAUCUGCUUACCUGCAUACAUUUUGGGGCUAGCAACAAUUUCAACCCCAAAAUGGUCAAAUCGGGAAAACUUCGUUCGGGGACCGGUUCGAAGUUGAAACGAUGGAAGAAAGGACACAGUAGCGACUCAAACCCGCAGACGAACCGGUUCCGACAGGCCGCGAAGAGCCGCUUCUUCAGCCGACCCAGUGGAAAGAGUGAUCUCACGGUCGAUGCGCUCAAGCUCCACAAUGAGCUGCAGGCAGGGACUCUGGAGGUCGGCACAGGCAGCUGCAAAGAGGCUCGCAUGGAGGAGGAACCUGAUGAGAUGUCACAAAGAACCUCUGGCACCUUUCUCAGUGGCCUUUCAGACUGUUCCAACCUCACAUUCAGGAAGGUGCAGCGCUUCUGGGAGUCCAACUCAGCAGCACAUAAAGAGAUCUGUGCAGUUCUGGCAGCUGUGACUGAGGUCAUUCGAGGUCAAGGAGGAAAGGAGACUGAAACAGAGUAUUUUGCUGCUUUGAUGACCACCUUGGAAGUUGUGGAUUCACCAGAGUCUCAGACGGCGGUGGCAUACCUCCUUAACCUCGUCAUGAAGCGAGUUCCUGCUCCAGUUCUCAUGUCUAAGUUCUCAGACACAACCAAGGCUCUGAUGGACAUCAUGUCAAAGCAGGCCUCGUCUGAUUCAUCAUCUGCCCUUAGAUGGAUUCUGUCAUGCCUCGCCACUUUACUGCGGAAGCAGGACUUGUCCGUCUGGACUUAUCCAUCGACUCUGCAGGCUUACCACGGCCUGCUGAGCUUCACGGUGCACAGCAAGCCAAAGAUCCGUAAAGCAGCACAGCAGGGCGUUUGCUCCGUACUUCGAGGCAGUGACUUCCUGUUUGGAGAUGAUGCCCCGGCCCAUCACCCUGCUGCCGCGACCACCGCCAAGUUCUGCAUCAAGGAAAUGGAGCAGGCGGGAGGCGGCAAAGAGGACACCACUACGCUCCACGUGCUCUGUCUGUUGAAAGAACUGUUGGGAACGUUUCCUGUGGGAGCUGUCAAGUCCUGCUGUGAGACUCUGCUGCGAGUGAUGACUCUCAGCCAUGUGCUGGUGACAGCCAGCGCCAUGCAGGCCUUUCACAGGCUGUUCAGUGGGAAGCCGAACGCUUCGACCCUUUCACCAGAACUCAACGCACAAAUCAUCACAGCUCUCUAUGAUUAUCUCCCCAGUGAGAGUGACCUGCAGCCGCUGCUCGCCUGGCUCACGGUCAUGGAGAAAGCACAUGUUCAUCUUGCCUGUUUGCAGAGCUCUCUGAGUCUGGGUCACCUCCCACGCCUCUUCUCAGCUGCCAUGUCCUGCCUGCUUUCUCCACACACUUCAGUGGUUUCCGCUGCAACCAACACGCUCAAGACUUUACUAACGGAAUGUGUUGCCCCUCACAUGGAGAAAAUAGGCGUCGUCAAAGCCACUGCUUCUGCAGGAAACGCCUCAUAUGUCUACAAAAUGUUCCGCACCGUAGAGGACGGACUGUCCUAUCGCUUCCAUGCCUCCUGGCCCUUUGUGCUGCAGAUCCUUGGAUGCUUUUACAGAGUGGCAGGGAAGCAAGCUCAUGCCAUCAUGACCAAGUCCCUCCAGUCUCUUGCAGACCUGCGAUCCACUCCUCAGUUCCCCUUCAGCGGGGAGUUGGACCUGGCCGUGGGAGGAGCUGUGGAGAGCAUGGGUCCUCAGCUUGUGCUGGCUGCUGUGCCGCUCAACAUCACCGGGCAAAAUGAUGACAUGGAGUUCCCACGCAGCUGGCUCAUUCCCGUCAUUCGAGAUCAUGUGAAGAACACCAACCUUGGCUUUUUUACUUCUUAUUUCCUCCCACUGGCUUCUACUCUCAAGCAAAGAGCUGAAGAGUUGGAGCAGGCAGGAAACAAACUAGAGGCCAAAGUCUACCAGACACUGCAGCUUCAGAUUUGGACCAUGCUUCCUGGCUUCUGCACAUGUCCUGUGGACCUGAUGGCGUCCUUCAAAGGCAUUGCUCGCACUCUGGGUAUGGCCAUUAAUGAACGGCCAGACCUGAGACUCCCGGUGUGUCAGGGACUGCGCACUCUCAUCAACAAGAGCUGCUCCUCCGAGGAAGAAAAGGUGGAGUUGGGACGCUUCUCCAAAAAUUUCCUCCCCAUCCUCUUUAACGUGUACAGUCAGCAGCCUGCAGCCGGAGAGUCUGGGAGCUACCGGAUGGCCAUCCUGGAUACCAUCAAGGUUUAUUUAACGGUCACCGACAUGCAGUUGAUCUGCACCUUUAUGCAAAAAGCCACGGACAGGUUGGCCAGCGCCGACAGCUCAGAGUUCAUCCGGUUGUCUGUGAUGGAUCUCGUGGUAGCAAUGGUUCCUUUUGUAGACGAGGCAACAAUGACUAAAACCUUUGAGCUGAUUAGACCAUAUUUGGAGGUCAAGGAACCAGGCAUGCAGAAAAAGGCUUACCGCGUGCUGGAGGAGCUGUGUGGAGCAGAGAGAGAACAGUGCAAGUCGUUCGUGGUGUCCAACCUGGAAACACUCAAAGCGGUGCUGCUGGACACCCUGAAGAAAGCUUCCUCUCCUGCAAAAAGGCCGAGGUUGAGGUGUUUGCUCCACAUAGUGAAAAGGCUAGAUGAGAGCAACAGGGACUUCAUCACUGCGCUGCUGCCAGAGGUGAUCAUAUGUACCAAGGAGGUGUCUGCUGGAGCCCGAAAGAGCGCCUACAGUCUCCUGGUAGAAAUAGGAAAUGCCUUUGUUCGAUUUUGUGGUAACACUAAAGAUGCCCUUGAGCAGUUUUUGGUUUUGGUGUACGCUGGCCUCACAGGCUCUGUCACCAUGAUGACUUGCGCGGUGUUGGCGCUGACACGGCUGGUGUUUGAAUACAAAGACUUCAUUGAGGAAUCCACCCUAGAGCAGCUGCUCAACAACGUCUGUCUGCUGCUGUCGUCCCGCACCAGAGAGGUGGUCAAAGCUGCCUUAGGCUUCAUCAAGGUCAUCCUCUUCAUCAUGGAUCCUAAGACGCUGGCCUCACAUGUCACAGUGAUGAUGGAGGCCAUCGGAAACAUCAAAGAUGAUAUGAGGAGACACUUCAGAACCAAGCUAAAGAAUAUUUUCACCAAGUUUAUUAGAAAAUUUGGAUUUGAGCUGGUGAAGAGCAUGCUGCCUGAAGAACACCACAAAGUGCUGGUAAACAUCCGGAAAGCCGAAGCUCGCAGUAAGAGACGAAAACAGGCCUCCGAGGAGCAGGACGACUCAGCUGACGAAGAGGAGGGACCAAAAAUGAAAAGUGAAAGCAUUGAAGACAUCCUGGCGGAGUCUGACAGCGAUUUGUCGGAGGAUGAAGGAAAGGGUCGUAACGCACAGAAGAAGACAGGAAAACAGCAGAAAGGACGGGUGUGGCUCAAAGAGGGCGAGGAAGAUGACCCGCUUAACUUUUUGGAUCCGAAGGUUUCUCAGAGAGUUUUAGCCACCAAACCACAGCCGAAAAAAGUUGUCAAGGGGGACCACGGCUUUAAAGUCACCUCAGAUGGACGGCUCAUCAUUAGAGAGGAGGAAGAGGAGGAAGCAAAGGAUAAAGAUGGAGAUGAGAUGAAAGAUAUCCUCGAAGAAACAGGAGUGAAAACUAAGAAGUCACAAAAGAGGAAGUUUCAAGAUGACAACUUUGAUGACAUGGAAACUGAACCCAUUUCGAAAUAUAAAGCUGGAGGAUCUGGCAUCCACAGACCUUUGGGACAGGCGCAAGACUGGGGAAGUGAUUAUAAAUCAAAAAAAGGAAAAGGAGAUGUGAAGAAGAAAGGAAAACUUGACCCAUAUGCUUACAUACCUCUAAAGAAGUCCCAGCUCAAUCGCAGGAAGCGCGCCAAACUGCAAGGCCAGUUCCGAGGCAUGGUUCGAGGAGCCCAGAAGGGGGCGCUGUCUGGGAAGAAAAUGCAGAAGAAAAAGAGAAAAACAUGAAGAGAGCCUGCUUUUUUUUUAUCCAGAGGACUCAAACAGUGCUGCCAUGAUCUCAAGCAUAGAGUAACAUGAGCUUAAACCUUUCUGUUGAAUAAUGGUUUGUGAGAAAGUGUCUACUAACUCAACAGUUUAAACCUUUAUUGCAUUUGAAAAGCCUUUAAUUGAAAGGAAAAUACUUUAAGAAGUAAAUGUUGUCAUGCAUCCGCUAUAAAAAAUGCUCCCACUUCAUGAUGGAAACCUUUCAUUUAGAUCUCAUCUGAUGUCUUCUCUUUAGAAGAAAUAAAUAUAUUUAUGCAGGGAAAUAAACAGAUGAUGGAACUCAG